Molecule: messenger RNA, 1992 nt
Organism: Mugil cephalus (flathead mullet)
Lineage: Eukaryota; Metazoa; Chordata; Actinopteri; Mugiliformes; Mugilidae
Gene: abhd18
Product: abhydrolase domain containing 18
Exons: 14
Coding region: 182-1525 (447 amino acids)
Source: RefSeq, a predicted model, not a curated record
CAUAAACAGUCAAGCCAAUGUCUCAAUAAAGUUUAUUUAAAAAAAUAAAUAAAAGUGCACUUGCGAUUUGCCCUUUGAAGGACGGUGGAUGUUGUUGGCUAAUCUUUCCAACAAACUCUACGCAUCCACAAAAAGGAAAACAACUGUAGCUGUGACAGUCUGAGAUGCCUGGGCCUGGUCCAUGGGUGUGAGCCGACUGGAUGUCUUUUACAGAAGGCUGCUCCUCACCAAACUCUUCAUCGGAGGAUGGGGGAAGCCUGAAGACCUCAAGAGAAUCUUUGAGUUUCGUAAAAUCAUCGGAGACAGAGAGAAGUGCAAGUCUCUGGUGCCUAAGGACUAUCCCGUUCACAUAAACAAGACAGAGGAGUUCACCGACUGCCACAUUCACGAUGGGUUCUUCAUUUCCCCCCUUGAGCACUUGGUGCCUGGGAUUUUGCCGCCAGAGGCCGUCAAAGCCAGGUUCCAGUUCAUAGUUCCUAAGAGGUGGCAGAAGGACAGACCAGUAUGUAUCCACUUAGCUGGGACCGGAGACCAUUUUUUCUGGCGUCGACGGACCCUGAUGGCCAGGCCCAUGAUAAAAGAGGCAGGGAUGGCUUCACUGCUCCUGGAGAACCCGUAUUAUGGCUAUCGCAAACCCAAAGACCAACUGCGGUCCUGUCUAAAGAAUGUGUCGGACCUGUUUGUGAUGGGAGGGGCCUUGAUCCUGGAGUCGACGGUGCUUCUCCAGUGGCUGGAGAGAGAAGGAUACUGGCCACUCGGAAUGACCGGGAUCUCCAUGGGAGGAUAUAUGGCGUCUCUGGCUGUCACUAACUGGCCGAAGCCGAUUCCUCUGAUUCCCUGUUUGUCCUGGUCCACCGCCUCCAGCGUGUUCAUCACGGGGGUUUUGAGCAGAGCGGUGAACUGGACCGAGCUGGAGAAGCAAUAUGCCAUCAACUCGGUGUAUGAAGAGGAGAUUAUUAAGAUGCUGGAGUACUGUGGGGCUGAUUCCUUUAAGAUGGGCCCAGAGCUUCUGAAGAACGUGGAGUCUUUAGAGCAUCUCCUCGACAUCUCCGGAGACCACGGUGUGUCACGGGUGGCUCAGCGCUCCACAGCAGGAGGGGAAGGUCGAGUAAACGUGUUCCUGUCGUCAGGGAACAGCAGUGAAACAAACGUGGACGCUCUGUCAAGAAAUCUAGAUGCUCAUAAAACCCACGGGAAGAAGAGGAAGUAUUCGGCCCAAUUCUGUCUCCCGACGUCGCACAGAGAGUCUAUAAGUUUCAUGAAGGGAGUGAUGGACGAAUGCACGCACAUGGCCAACUUCUCUGUCCCUGUAGACACCAGUCUUAUCAUUGUGGUCCAGGCCAAAGAGGACGCCUACAUUCCUCGAACUGGGGUCCUCAGUCUGCAGGAGAUCUGGCCGGGAUGUGAAGUCAGAUACCUGAACGGGGGACACGUCAGUGCGUACCUGUUUAAACAGAAUACCUUCAGGCAGGCCAUAUAUGAUGCGUUCAACAGAUUCUGCCUGAAGUAUCCAAACCUGCACUAGCCCAACAAGGCUGAAUCCGUGUAUUCCCUGUCUGCGCACCAGGACCAGAGGCUGGACAUGGAAAAUAAUAUAUAUAUAUAUAUAAAUAUAAAUAAAUAAAAACUAUGCCUUUAAGCCUCGUCAUCAUGUAUGACAGUUAAGAGACAACGAUGUGCCACGAAUUUACAGGCAGCUGCCCACAGAAAAAGUUCAGCCGAGCACAGUCACUUUGUCAUCGUUUGUAUCGGUUCCACAACAACAGGCUGAACGCGGUCCACAGAUUUCCACCGUUCUCCCUCACCUUUAAAAUGUAUGAUUAAUAAUUAGCUGUAGUAUAUUGUAGUGCGUCUAACGUACUUUUAAUGUCCUAUUGAUGUCAUUUGCAACUUUUGACCCCGUGUUGAAUUGUCUGUGAGAACACGCUUUUGAAGGUGGAGACCUCAAUGUUUUUGUUUUAUUGUGAGUCCAAUAAACAAGACUGACAAUCA